Lobosporangium transversale is the source of this 2042-nucleotide messenger RNA. RefSeq lists its product as hypothetical. Gene Ontology annotation, biological process: lysyl-tRNA aminoacylation. The coding region runs from base 152 to 1909 and encodes 585 amino acids. Gene Ontology annotation, cellular component: cytosol; cytoplasm. The transcript is spliced from 3 exons. NCBI's taxonomy places the organism in Eukaryota, Fungi, Mortierellomycota, Mortierellomycetes, Mortierellales, Mortierellaceae. Gene Ontology annotation, molecular function: ATP binding; tRNA binding; lysine-tRNA ligase activity. The record is from RefSeq and is a predicted model, not a curated record.
CUCUGAGAUGGAUCGAUAAAAAUAUAUAAAAUUGGAGGCUUUGUUGUUUUAUCCAACUUUUUGAUAUUUUUUAAAACAAAUCUGUCUUGUCUUGUCAGCUCCUCUUUUCUUUUCUUUUCUUUUCACUUCUGUGUCUCUCUCACUUUCUGAAAUGUCAACCCCCGUCGAUUCUACCACUGCUGCUGCUCCUGCUGAUGAUGUUAAACUUUACAAGGAUGAGGUUACUGGCGAGAUGAUCUCCAAGACAGAAUUAAAGAAGCGUAUCAAGAGCAGAGAGAAGGAGGCUAAAAAGGCAGAGAAGGCCGCCAAUGCCCCUGCCCCUGCAACCUUAGAAAAGGCCGAUGCCAAGAAGACUCUUUCAGCUGCUGAAGAAGAAGAGAACCUCAACCCUAACCAAUACUUUGAGAUCCGUUCCAAGAGAGUCGGCGCUCUUCGUGCCAAUAAGGAGACCUAUCCCUAUCCUCACAAGUUCCACGUCUCGACUUCAUUGCCUGCAUUCAUUGAGAAGUAUAACGGACUCAAGGCUGGAGAGGUUGUAGAUGAAGUCAUCACCGUGGCUGGACGUCUUCACAACAUGCGCACCAUGGGCAAGCUUCGCUUCUAUGAUCUUCAUGGAGAUGGUGUCAAGAUUCAGAUCACUGCUCAGGCCCAGGACUCUGAGCGUGACUUUAAUGAGGUCCAUGACAACCUUCGACGUGGCGAUAUCGUCGGUGUUCGUGGUGUUGCUGGUCGUACCAAGCCUAAGAAGGGAGGCGAUGGUGAAUUAUCCAUCUUCCCCCGCGACAUUGUCUUGCUUUCACCCUGUCUCCGAAUGUUGCCCACUACCCAUUUCGGAUUCAAGGACCAGGAGUCACGUUACAGACAGCGCUAUCUCGACUUGAUCAUGAACAACCACGUCCGCGACAUUUUCAAGACUCGCGCCAAGAUCAUCAACUAUCUUCGCAAGUUUUUAGACGAUCAGGAUUUCUUGGAGGUCGAGACCCCAAUGAUGAAUAUGAUUGCUGGAGGCGCUACCGCUAAACCAUUUGUGACCCAUCAUAAUGACCUCAACAUGGAUUUACAUAUGCGUAUUGCUCCCGAAUUGUAUUUGAAAAUGUUGGUCGUUGGAGGUUUGGACCGUGUUUAUGAGAUUGGUCGCCAAUUCAGGAACGAAUCUAUGGAUUUGACUCACAACCCCGAGUUCACCACUGCAGAGUUCUAUAUGGCUUACGCUGAUAUGUUUGACGUGAUGGAGAUGACUGAGGUUCUUCUAGCUGGCAUGGUCAAGUGCAUUACUGGAGGCACCAAGAUCACUUAUCACCCACAAGGCAAGGAUGGCCCAGCUUUGGAGAUUGACUUUACACCCCCCUUCCGCCGUAUCAACAUGAUUGAGUAUUUGGAGGAGAAGCUCAAGGUCAAGUUCCCCCCUGCUGAUACUUUGCAUACAACAGAAGCGACAAAGUUUUUAGACGAUCUCUGCAUCAAGCACGAGGUCGAGUGUGGUGCUCCUCGUACCAGUGCCCGUCUUUUGGACAAGCUCGUCGGAGACUUUAUUGAGGUCGAAUGUAUCAAUCCAACGUUCAUCAUGGGUCAUCCCCAAAUGAUGUCACCUCUUGCCAAGGGCCAUCGCUCCGUCCCUGGUCUCUGCGAGCGUUUUGAGUGCUUUGUCGCUACCAAAGAGAUUUGCAAUGCCUACACCGAGUUGAACGACCCCUUUGACCAGCGCGAGCGUUUCGAACAACAAGCCAAGGAUAAGGCUGCUGGAGACGAUGAAGCCCAGCUGAUUGAUGAGAAUUUCUGUCAAUCACUAGAGUUUGGACUUCCUCCCACAGGAGGCUGGGGAAUGGGUAUUGAUCGUCUGACCAUGUUCUUGACAGAUUCGCACCGUAUCCAAGAGGUCUUAGCCUUCCCUCACAUGCGCCCUGUUUAAAUCACUUUUCUUUAUCCUUUCUUUAUCUUUUUCACUCGUCAAUAAACAUUCAGGUACAUGAAUAGUUUGCCUUGCAAUUUCCAUCCAAUCUUUUACUUUUAGAAUAAAUAAUGUGUUUGGUGUUGUCUCAGCG